Brugia malayi is the source of this 1641-nucleotide messenger RNA. RefSeq lists its product as uncharacterized. Lineage: Eukaryota; Metazoa; Nematoda; Chromadorea; Rhabditida; Onchocercidae. The transcript has 10 exons. Bases 1 to 1641 code for a protein of 546 amino acids. The record is from RefSeq and is a predicted model, not a curated record.
AUGAUUUCAUUCGAUAGUUGGAGAUGUUUCAUAUUCGAACUGAUUUUAUUUACAUUUACUGUUCGAUGGAAUGAAAGUUUGAAGGGUUAUGAAGCAGAUUCAUGGGGUACCGAAUUUAUUUUUAUAAUACCACAAAAAAGUAGCGAGUCGAAUCAAGCUGCUUGCUAUAUUCAUGCAAUGGAUAGGGAAAAAAAUGUGACAGCAAAUAUUGAGUACAAUAUUUUAAGCAUCAAAAAUAAUAAAUCAGAAAUUGAAAAGAAAAAAGACAAAGUGGUUCUUCGUUCUUUUUACCAAUACAAUUUUCACAAUUUGGUAGUGAAUAACGCAGUUGAUGGAUUGCAUAUGUUGGAAGAUAAUCGAAUACAUAUUACUUCUUUAGACAAAAUAUCAAUUAUUGCCUAUGUAUCAGACGACAAAUCGGCUAUUGAUUACUUCUUAGUACAUCCAGUUGGAAUGGGAGGUAAUUAUUAUGGAUUCUCAUUACCUGGACGUAGUACCAUUACUUUAUAUUUUAUACCACUUGGUGCAACAAACAAAACAAUAUCACAAAACCAUGGUGUUCACAAUGUUUCAAUAAAAUUGAGACAAAACAAUAAAAUAAAAACUGUAAAACAAAGUAUGAAGGCAGGUUCAUUAUGGCAAUAUACAACAUUUGUACAAGAGACAAUAUCAAUAUGGAUUCAUGAUCAAUUGAACAGUACCAUUAGUGUAACAAAACGAGUAAGAUCAAAAGUACGAACAAAAUUGAAUGAUGAAACAGCUCGAUUACUUAUUAUUGCUUUGGUUUGGAAUGUUUCAUUAUUAGGUGUCAAGAAAACAGAUUUUGGAUGUUUCAUGCCAACUCCAAUGAUUGUUGAUCAAUGCGCUGAAUUAACAACUCCUGCUUAUUAUCCAAUAAAUAGUGCUUUUGUAAGCAAUGCAUUGUUUACAUCGCCAUCAGAUUUGUGUCCGAAGGAAAUGAUUAAUAUCAGGACCACUAUGACAGAAUCUAACUUAUUAACAAUGGAAUGGAAUAAAUCAGCAGAGAAAAUUAGUUUAAAGGAAAAAGUUUCUAAGAAAAUGUUUGCCAUCACAUCUGGGACAACAAUCAUGAAUAUAGUGCAUUAUGGAGGGAAUGAAGGAAUGUUUAUUCAUGAGAUUCCCGCAUAUUCUCAAUGGGUUAAUGGUGAUUCUCCAGUAGUGGUACCAGAAGGUUCAGAAGCUACUCUCUAUGUUUUAGCAGAUGACUACGGAAGGGAAGCAACAAUGGAAGGUUUUGAAUAUCCUUAUUUUGAAGCAAUGGAUGAUGUGUCACCCGAUUUUAGUCUCUUCUUAUACACUCGCAAACUUAACCCUGGUAUCUAUCGUGUUGGCAUCGAUCAGGAAUUGGGUGGCCGAUAUAUUGCCAUUCUUGUAGCUGAAUUCAGUGAAGCUACCAUUGGCUAUGUUGCUGCUAUCAAUCUUCAUAAAAUUCCACCGCCAAUAUUUGUAAAAUAUUCUACUACCGCCCAUUUAACAACGACUAAUUCUCCGACAACACCCUUGUUGGUUUCAACAAUGACCACAGUAACAACAACUCGAGGUGCUUCUCUUAAUGUACUUUCAAAUAAUUUGUUCGCAAUUUGUUUCUGUCUGAUAGCAUACGUUGAAAGGAAACAAUAA